Messenger RNA from Cavenderia fasciculata, 744 nucleotides. RefSeq names its product LIM-type zinc finger-containing protein. Gene Ontology annotation, molecular function: actin filament binding. Lineage: Eukaryota; Evosea; Eumycetozoa; Acytosteliales; Cavenderiaceae. Bases 1 to 744 code for a protein of 247 amino acids. The transcript has a single exon. Gene Ontology annotation, biological process: actin filament bundle assembly. Gene Ontology annotation, cellular component: plasma membrane; actin cytoskeleton. The record is from RefSeq and is a predicted model, not a curated record.
AUGGUGGAAAUUAAAAAGUCAUUUGGAUCACAAGAAAAAUGCGUUGCAUGCUCAAAGACUGUAUACCCAACCGAACGUUUAGCAUCUGAUGAACGUGUUUACCACAAGGCAUGUUUCCGUUGCACUCUUUGUAACAGUACCUUGAAGCUUGGUAACUAUGCCAGUAUGGAGUCCAAGGGAUACUGCAAACCAUGUUUCAAGAAACUCUUUUUCACCAAGGGUAACUACAGUGAAGGUUUCGGUAAAUUGAAGCCACAACACGAACACGAUCUCAAAAAGGGUACUCCAACCGUCACUGAAGUCACUCCAGUCCCACCACCAGUCAACUCUACCAAGACUGUUGUCGAACCAGUUCGUGCUUCACCAGAUGUUGUUACCAAGACCGCUCCAGCUCCAGCUGCUGCUGCCUCUACCCCAGCUGCCUCCUCUGCUGCCACCACCGCUCCAGCCAAAAAAUACGUACCAAACACUUUCCAAGGUUUCACUCCAGCUCCAUCCAAGCCGGUUGCCAAGGUUGCUGCUCCCAAGCCAGCUGCUGCCACCCCAUCCAAACCAGUCGAAGAAAAAUUAUCCGAAUUGGCUGUUCAAGAAGAUGCUCCAAUCGAACCAGAACAAGUUCAAGAAGAUGCUCCAGUUGAACCAGAACAAGAACCAGAGCAAGAACAAGAACAAGAACAAGAAGAAGAAAUUGUCGAACCAUCAGUUGUUACUCCAGCUGAACCAGAGCCAGUCCCAACUGCUUAA